UUCAAGAAAAUUAAAUCUGAAUGACAAAGUGAAGGAGAAGAAGAAAAUCGACCAAAAAGAAAAACAAAAGAGAAGAAAAUAGCAGAAAAAAACAAAGAAGAAGAAGAAGAAAAAGAAGAAAAUUCCAGUGACAAUUUUUCCCAGGGUGCACGUGUAGAGCAAAAGAGAAAAAAAUGUGUAGUAUCAGCAUUGCUUUAUUUUUCACCGCUAUCGCAUUUACCAUCGCCCUGCCUGAUGAAAACAAAUGGGUUUGGAACGACGGCAACGGCAACGACAACGACGAUGACGACGGUGAACCAAGAAAUCGAGAUGAAAAGAGAGCGAGGUUUAUAGCAAAUGACUACAAUCUAAAUUCCAAUUUUGGAAACAACCCAUUUAAUGAAUACAGACCACAGUUCGGAGGGUCUUUCGGUCAUGGAAAUGGACCCAUAAGACAACCUCUUGUUGGUCCAAAUCGAGAGGAAGUUUUGGUGGGACCCGGUGGACCAACCGGAAUUGUUAAUAGACCAAGUGGCGGAAGGGAGGAUUUACUGGGACCCGAAGAUUUCCGAUAUCGACAAUUUGAAAUUUGUAAAUGCAGCUACAGUUUCAACUGCCCCUCGACUGGUUUGAAUUUCGGCACUUGCUCGAAAGGUAAGCGAUACUGCUGUUACAAUAGCAACAAGUUUCCUGGUCUAACGCCUGCAGGAAAUCCCAGUCAUGGCUCCCACGCGUCUUAUCCGAUAAGACCAAACUUCGGGCCAGUGAACUUUUUGCCACCGAAUUAUUACGGUAGACCUCAAGGCAAUUUCCAUGGUGAUUACCUGGGUCAUCUAAGCGGACAUUAUCGUCCAGAUGAUAUUAAUUAUGGCCGACCAUAUGGCGGGAGGCCAUACGGACCCGACAGAUACGAAAAUCAACGACCUUUCAACCUUCACCACGACGAAGGUGAUUUUUAUUCACGUUCUGCAAAUAAAGAUCCACUAAAAGAUGACGCAAGCGCGACGAAAAAGUCUAUUGAGAAUUAAAAUUAAAUUGGUGCUUCUUGUUUUAUUUCGAAAAUAAAUCUUUUACCUUUUAUUAGCCAAUAUUUCCUUUCAAAAAGGAAAGAAUUAAUUUUUUAUUCUGAAAUUAAUUUUAUUCAAAAAGAAAAAAAAUAUUAUCGUGAAAAGAAAAUUAGAGAAGGGGCACCAUCUAGCGGUGGCGUCACUGAAGUAAAAUUACUUCCACCAAACGAAGAAACAAAAAGAAAUUUCAGCUUUUAAAUCUUUAUCUGCUAAAUAACUUCUUGGAAAAUUCAAAUUCUUUUUCGAAAAAUAAUGUAAGGGAAUUAUUUUUUGAUCAAUUGAAAUUUACUUCAAAAUUUAGCACCAUCUAGUGGUGGCGUCAUUGAAUUACUUGCAUCUAAAUACAAUCUAAAUACAAAGAAAUACAAUUAUGUACAAAUAAUAUUUAUUAUUUUUUUUCAAUACAAACUACAAAAAAUGUUACCAUGUAUAAAUAAGUAAUUUAAUAUUAAAUACACGAAUUUAAAAAAAGAUUUCAAAGAAAUUAAAAUUCUUUUUCUAAAAAUAAAUUAAAGAGGCUUAUUCUAGGAUCAAAAGGAACGCCAUCUGACGCUGGCGUCACUGAACUAAAACACUCCUAAACUACUUAUAUUUGUUUUUCAACAAUGAUAUUACACAAUUUUUUAAUAAAAUCAAAAAGU
This is a messenger RNA of Leptopilina heterotoma, 1687 nucleotides long. RefSeq lists its product as uncharacterized. The transcript has 6 exons. The record is from RefSeq and is a predicted model, not a curated record. The coding region runs from base 174 to 1007 and encodes 277 amino acids. NCBI's taxonomy places the organism in Eukaryota, Metazoa, Arthropoda, Insecta, Hymenoptera, Figitidae.